Molecule: messenger RNA, 1326 nt
Organism: Colletotrichum truncatum
Lineage: Eukaryota; Fungi; Ascomycota; Sordariomycetes; Glomerellales; Glomerellaceae
Source: RefSeq, a predicted model, not a curated record
AUGAGCUCGGCGAACAGGCACAAGGUCUCUUCGAAGAGGACCUCCACAGACAUGGGCCCCUCGCCUAAUGAUGUGGUCCCCUCGAAAAGGAUCAUGCUUGAAAGAACAUUGUCAACUACCGCGUCGUCGGACAUUAGCAUCUCAGAGUCUUCGUCGCCGCCAGCUACCCCAGUUUCUGAGUCCCAGGCAGACUCAUUCCAGACUUCAACUUCUGAUCAUGGAAGUGCAUCUGAUAAUCACGAACUCAAUGACACCAUGGCGGCCAAUGGCGACUAUGUCCGCAUCCCGGACUGUUUCUCGUCCAUCAUGUCCGUGGACCCUGUCAUGAAUGUCAACUGGCGAAAGCUUAAGGUUGAGGCAAAUGAUUGGAUCAAAGAAAUCUACCAUCUCACGGAUGCCCAGGCCAAAAAACACUCCAAGGCCAAUUUUGCCUUCAUGAACGCAAUCUGGGUUCCAUACGCUGAUGAAGAGGCUUUUCGGAUGAUGCUCGACUGGCACAACUGGGUCUUUGCUUUUGACGAUCAAUUCGACGAGGGCCAUCUAAAGGACGAUCCUGUCAAGGCUCAGAAAGAGCUUGAUGCUACUUACGCCAUCCUAGAAGAUAAGAACCCUCCGGUUCAACCUGGCGACAACCCCAUCAGGCAUGUCUUUCAAACCACUUGGGAUCGAUUCAAGAGGGUCUUCACCAGGUACGGUCUAUUCCAUUGCGCAUGCUGCAGUUCUAAUAAUUGGAUUUUAGAGCUUCAAACACGUUACAAGGCGUCUAUGAAAGGGUACUUUGAGGGCUUAAUAGGCCAAGUCAAAGUUCAACAUUCGCAAAAGGCCUUGAGCCUAACAGUUGAUGAGUACAUGGACUUCCGAAGAGCAACGAUUGCCUGCGAGCCAUGCUACGCUCUAGUAGAAUACGCGCAUGGAAUCAGCAUAUCGCAAGAGCAAAUCGAUCACGAAUCCGUUCAAACGUGCAUGCGUACUGCGUCUGAUCUCGUCAUUCUCGUUAACGACAUCUUAUCAUACCGUAAAGACUUGGAACAAGGAGUUGAUCACAACCUAAUCUCGCUUCUGAAGGCACAAGGCCACACCACCCAAGAAGCUGUAGACAAGAUUGGCGACAUGGUUGAUGAAUGUUACAAGACGUGGUAUGGCGCGUUGGUGAGGAUGCCGGUCUGGGGCGAGAAGGUCGACAAGGAAGUCCUCAGGUACCUUGACGGCUGCCGCAACGUUGCCCUGGGCAACCUGCAUUGGAGCUAUGAAAGCGGUCGCUACCUUGGCACGGAGGGCGCUCGAGUUCGGGAAACCCGAAUUAUGCCGCUGCCUUCCAUGCCUUGA